Pecten maximus is the source of this 11988-nucleotide messenger RNA. RefSeq lists its product as uncharacterized. Gene Ontology annotation, molecular function: lipid carrier activity. The record is from RefSeq and is a predicted model, not a curated record. Lineage: Eukaryota; Metazoa; Mollusca; Bivalvia; Pectinida; Pectinidae. Gene Ontology annotation, biological process: lipid transport.
AUGGCUACUAGUUUUCGAGGCAGUAUAGGUCUGUUGGCCAUGGUACAGGGUAGCUAUUGCGCUGAGAAGAGCCGAUGCACAAGACUGCCACAGCGCGGUCCAAUUGGCAGUGAGGAUGACAUGUGUGCAAAAACAUGUUCGGGAACACAUAAGUUUGGUUACCGCCCAGGGAUAUCUUACGAGUUUGAUUACAACGUGAAGACGUCUACGGGAGUGAAGGGAGCUUCAGACGGAUUUUCAAGCCUCGAGAUUACGGCUACUGUUAUUUUGGAAGCUGUGUCAAAAUGUGACUUUAUUCUCAAGGUUCAAAAUGCACAGGUGUAUGAAAUGGAUCCGCAUUCUAGCAGUAGAAAGCUGUCAGCAGGAGGUGAACGGUUUCAACGCGACAUUGAGCAAAACGAACUGAAAUUUUCUUUCCAAGACGGAAUCAUCGACCGGGUUUGUGCUUCUCCAAAUGAAGCCGUGUGGGCUCUGAAUGUCAAGCGAGGCAUCUUGUCAGUCCUACAAAACAGCAUGGAUAAUUUUAGUCACGGAAAAAAUAUAAAAGAGACUGACGUCACCGGUACAUGUGACACUGAGUACACAGUGCUAUCGUCACAACAAGGUGGGCGUUUGGUGAGGAAGACGAAAGAUAUUUUUGGGUGUACAGAUCGUCAAGGAUUCCGCACCGCAAUACAAGGGGUUCCGUAUGGCGACUUGACAGAUUUCCAGUCCUUACCCUUGAUGAGUAGCACACAUGAAUGCCAGCAAGACAUCUCGUCAGAGGGACUUCUGAAUUCUGCUAGGUGUGUGGAAAGCCACUUGUUUAGACCUUUCUCUCGCGAGGGGAGUGGGGCUUUCACUGAUAUAGUACAGACACUGGAGUUCGUGCAGGAAACAACAUCGACCAAGACACCACAAGAACCGGAAGUGAAGCUUGUGGGUAUAGAGGGUGUCCUGCAGGAGAUAUGUGAAACUACUCACAAAGAUAUACGUCCAGAAUCUACAGCACUGUUCUUACAGCUUGUCGACAUCAUGAAAGCCCUUCACGAGCAAUCGAUAAGAGACGUAUAUCACCAAAUCAGGGACAGACAACUUUGUAGAGAAAAUUCACGUACGAGGAAGUUCUUCCUCGAUGCCCUUCCAUUGAUAGGAAGUAUUAGCGCACUGCGAGUAAUGACAGAAAUGAUACUCAACGAUGACGUCACGGGACCGGAAGCUGGUGGAUUGCUGACAACUCUGUCCUUCAUGCAAUCACCAUCAAAAGAAAUGUUCAAGAGAAUUGACCGAUGUUAUGUGGAGGAGGGCAAUAUACAAAUGACUAUGCUCAGUCUUCGCGCUAUCGGAAACGCUGGACAGUCAAAUCAAACUAUUAAUGUGGUCAACAACUGUUUUACACGAGUGGAAAAUCCAGUCGAGGUGCGACUUGCUGCAAUAGAUGUCUACCGUCAAUUCUCUUGUAACGUUAAGCGAUCAAACGUUUUGGAGAUAUUCACAAACCAAACUGAAGACCCAGAGCUCAGAAUUGCUGCAUACCUGGCAGCUAUAAAGUGCGCUGAUAUUGAAAUCAUCGAUAUAGUUAAAAGAACGCUUGAAGAGGAACAAGUCAAUCAAGUUGGAUCCUUUGUGUGGUCUCAUCUUACGAACUUAAAUGAAACAUCAAACCGCCAUAAACAGAAACUUCGAGAUAUACUUACGACAAUUCAUCUGGGAACCAAGUUCAAUCUUGACAAGAGGAAGUUUUCUCACAAUUUUGAAAAGUCUAUUUUUCUUCAGCAAUACAAUAUUGGAUCUUCAUUUGAAAGUAACCUUGUCUGGUCCCCAUCCUCUUUUGUUCCGAGGUCAGUUAGUGCAAAUUUGACAGUUGAUUUAUUUGGAAGAUCUGUGAACCUUCUUGAUAUUGGUGGUAGAUUUGAAGGCUUAGAUACGUUUCUUGAAUCGUACUUCGGCCCCACUGGAUACUUUUCAGAUGUUGAUAAUAAUGGGAUUGCACGACAUAUUAGAGAAUCUGCGAAGUUUCAAAACUUGAUGGAUAUUGGAACCAAGAUGCCACGUGCAACUGAGCUCAAAGGAACGUUUUAUGCGAGAGUAUUUGGACAGGAACGCGGUUAUACACGAUUUGACGGAGAAAAUCCGCUUCUUGGCGAGAAUUUUAACAUUUUGGAAAUGCUGAUAGGUAUGUCCAAUGACCAGGAAUUCACCAAGACACAUAACUUCCGGUUUCUGGACAGCAGUUUGACAAUACCAACCAGUGCAGGAUUGCCAUUAGGUUUGACAGUCAAUGGAGCCGUUACGAUUGAUAUGAAGAUUUCAGGAAAGAUAGACAUGCGAAAAAUCAUCACUAGUCCAAAAAGCGUGUCCAUUAAAGGAGCUAUUCAGCCAAGUGCCUCAGUGGAGAUAUCCGGCAUGAUGAGUUUGGACGCAAUCGUGACAAAGAGUGGAAUAAAAGUUGUAUCGAAUUGUCACACCAGUACAGCUUUGCAGGGUAAAAUUGAAUACGUUGAAGGCCGAAAUGUAGAACUUGAACUCGACAUUCCACGUGACAAAAUGGAGAUAAUCCGUUUCAAAACUCAAUUCUUCUUUAUUGCGAACAAUAGUCAGCAUGAACAGCCUAUGAUAACCAGCAAACAAUCCCAUCGUCUUUGUACCGGUGAAAUAGUUGAAAAACUGAGUGGAAUGCAACUCUGCAGCGAGUUUGAAUUUCCAAAUACAUCACAUCAAACGGAGGCGCCAUAUUUCCCACUGGCAGGACCAAUACACAUGGAUAUACAAAUACUGAAAAAGGACAAGAUGUCGGGGUACAAAUUCGAAUCAAAGUUUAUCAAAACGAGACAAGCGGUGACGGCACACCUGGAAGUUGACACACCGGGUUCGGACACAGAUCGCCGUAUAGGGGCUAGUUUUGCGAUGAAUAAUAUGGAGCCGUCUUUCAGUCUGAACAUGUUCUCACCUUGGAAGACUGUGACAUUCAACGGCGCUUUGCAAACCAGCCGUUCGCUGAGGCGAGUUUUCGGCAGAUUGACGAUGGAUUCAAGUCAUGAUUACUAUGUCAAUGCCGAACUGCUUCGAAGUCGUCUUGGACAUUCCAUUGUUUACACUCCAAGUGUAGAAAUACGUCUUCCUGAACAGAACCCUAUACGGCUCGACGGAAACAUAGUCUACCUACCCUUCAAACUUGACGUAGAUGUUGUGCUUUCUGGUGUUACAACAUCGCCAAUAACGACGAAAGAUACACCACUGAAGGAAGUGCUUGUGCUUGAUGGAUCAGCCGAGUACAGACCCGGAAGAACGGUUACCAUGGGGAUCAUUUUGCGGAAGGUUACCAAAGAAAACAUCUCCUUGUUUUGUAGGAUAAGAAAGAUUGGAAGUACAAGAAACAAAAGAUAUGAAACUAAGCUUGAUAUAAGUAGUGCAUAUAUAAACACCAAAAUACAGUCCAGUGUUGUUCAUCUGUUGACUUACGUCAUCCCAGGUGUGAUUAGAGACAAAAUCACCAUCAAUGGAAAAGGAAACCUGGCUCUAACUAAAUACCUGACAGAAAUCGCAGGUACACUAAAUGUACAGUUUAAGAAGAACCCCGAGUAUAACACAGGUAUCAGCACUGAUUUGACACACAAUGCGAGGAACACAAAGCUUGGGAUCAAAGUUAAGUACGGGGUGGACAAACAUAACACAGACAAAGUUAUUUCAUUGUUUACAACUGUUGUCCAUCGGCUGAGUUGGCCAUUUCCGACAUUAUCUUUUAAUACAACGUAUCGACACCCUGCAAAGGACAUAAAUGUGCAGUUUGAAGCUGGGCACACACAUAACGACAGAUCGAUGGAAAGUUCAGUCAGAUACACGUUAAGCAAUAAAGAACCACUUGCAUUAACAGUUCGUGUUAAAAAGCACAGGAAAACACUUUUCGGAACUCUUUUGCUAUCAUACAGUGGCAAAACUAUUAGAAUUGGUAAUGAUUUAUUGGAAACUGGUGUUGGUAUAUACAAAAAUAAGCUGACUGCUGAGUGGGAACCCGGUAAGAAGAAUACAAUAUUAACAGUAUUUCGAAUGCCAUCGACACAAGAAGUCCAAUGCUCAAUUGACAUUCAUUUCGUGGAUUAUAAACGGGUGCGCUUUUCGGGAAGUUAUUUGAUGGACCUAAACAACAUCAGUUCAUUUACGGAAUUAUCUUUAGCUGGGAGGAAAUAUGCAUUGUCACAUUCGCUUCAAUUUGAAAAUGGCGGAAUACAACUGACUACGGAUGUCAAAAUGCCAUCACGACAUUUCGUAUUAGAAUCAAAUUUUCUUCCAAGACUGCCAUUAUACAAACUGCAAACCAAUGCCAUGUGGAUUAAUGCCAACAACCCCGCUCGUCGUUUGCAUUUGUUAGUUUUAGUGAACUUAAAACACUUUGGAUUUUCGAUAUUGAAGAAAUCACCAUUAGGCCAGAUUGAUGCCGAUUUUAAUCUACACGGCGAUUUCCAAUUCCGCUCGCAUACCGACUUCCAAUGGGGAUUUCUCAAAGGCGUAGUUAUAAAUGGGACAUUUCGUAAUGACGGUAUAAAUGGAAAUACUAAUAUUCAAGGCACACUCCGCAUAUCAUCUCCUUUCAGAGGUUACCGUAGUAUAUCAGUGACUACCACUCAUAUUUCCGAUCGGGACCGAUAUUUAAGUAUCUUCAAUGUACACACAAAAUCAGGGAAGAAAAUUGCGACAUCGGUUACCAUAAGCAAACCAUUAACCGUGACGUAUUUAGUUGGCACAAUUAGUAUCAAAUCGCCAUUAAAACAUUUCCAAAUUAUCCGACUAGAUUGUGUUCAUAUCAUAGAGCGCGGUAUUUCUACCAUGACGAAAUUUUCCUGGAAUAGGAAUAUGAUUCAAAUUAACCUCAAAGGAUCGAACAGAGGUUCUGAUCACUUCAGAGACAUUGGCGGGACUUUUAGUAUCAAGUCAACAUUUCCCCGAAUUGAUUCAGUUAUCAUAGAUGGUAAACACACAGACGAUGGAAGAAGAUUUGAUAAUCAUUUCAGAUUGCUGAAAAAUGGUAAUGGGAUCAAAUACGAAGGGGAAAUGGUUCACGAUCGAAAUGGGUGGCAGCUUCUGAACUCUGGAGGUAUUUCGUGUUCAGUCUUCUCGAAAAAGUUUCAUUCCUCUUGGAAUCACACCAAUACACCUUCAGCGAUAAUGACUCAUCUUAACUCUAACUUUGGCCAACGCGUUUUGGCAAUUGAUUUUGCUAUGGACCAUACAUUGACCUUGAAAAGAGGAACAUUUAAUCUCAUGUCUAAGCUUGCGGGAAAUGUUCUUCCCAAUAUGGAGGUGUUUGCAAUGCACAUUCACAGCGACCGUGGAAUAGAUAACACAAUCACACUGCGACGAAGGACAAAGCUGCUAUUUUCUACCGUAAAUCAAAUCCAGCUAGAUGAUGGAAGUAUCGAUUCAAGCAACACGGCUCAGAUCAUGAACAAGAUUUAUCUUCUAAAGACUGCAGCACAAUAUCGCAACUAUCCCUACUCGAGUCUUGUUAAAUUCCAAUGGCCAAACAAGGAAACAUUUCACGUUUCGUGUCUGUGGAACAAAGUCAACGGACUUUAUGAUGGGAAUGUAUUGUUUCAUUCACCGAAGUUAAAAGACAUAAGUUUAGCAUUUCAACAACAUCUUGCCUCGGAAGAACUUAUUAGCACCAUGACUGCGCGUCGUAAGGCCAACAGGAUUAUCCUCAUGGAGAGUCGCUACAGAUGGGAUGAUAUCAAAUCCGUUCAUAUCGAGGCUUCAACACACUUUAAAACAAUUAGAACAUUGGAAGGGCAACUGACUAUAUCUGGGAAUUUGAGGAACUUUCAUGCUGAAUCUCAUAUCGGUAUUCAAUACCGUCCAAACAAACGUAUAGAAUUGGAUGUUAUGCUUAGCAACAUAGGGAAACUAGAAGGUACGCUGUUAUUAAGAUUACCUCAGAAAGAAGAUAUUCGAUUUGUUUAUCUUCAAAAUGGAAAUCCAACCAAUAUUCACAUGGAGUUACAGUACCAUCCGAGGAAAAUGUACGAGGUAGAUUUAAAGGUAGGACUUGGAAAAAAUGCUGAAUUUGUUAUUUUGGCUAAGACCCCUUUUACAAAGGAACUGGUGGGAAUCUUACGCCAAACAUCAUUUCCGUCAGGAUUUGCAACACACAUUGAAACAAAGUAUGGCUUCACAAAGGUUUUGAUUGUUGAUGCUAAUAUCGGAUGGAACAAGAACAUUACAGGGAAUUUCGCUUUGAAAUCGGCAUAUAUUGAAAACAUCGGAGCUGUGUUUUACCAUAAAAGGUCCUUUGGGAAUUUUAAAACUCAUUGGGAACUUCAAAGAAGGUCUAAGUUAAUAUCUGAAGGUGAUAUCGAGUUAAAUAAAGACAAGACCUCCACAAAUACAGCACAACUGUCUAUGCUUGUUCCUGGUUUCAAACGAUUCAAUGCUGUAGUUACUCAUCAUGGAAGUCUCAAACGAUUCAACACAAAUGCAAAUUUAAAGUACGGCAGUACAAAAGUUGGUAUAGUUAUGGUAUUCACAGUCAACCCAAAUCUAGACGCUUCCAUUCAAAUCGCUACUCCGGUGAGAGGGUUGAAAACAUUGCAUGCCGCAAUACAUCACGAGGGAACUCGAAAAGCGUUUAACACAAAGGUGUCAUUUGGAAUAGGAAAGUCUUCAAUUGUCGGCACUACCAGAUUUACCUUGAUACCUAUAAGCAUUGAAGUUAAUCUUCAGACACCUUUCGCUAAAUACAGACAGCGUAGAAUUUUCUAUACACACACUGGAUCGCUAUCCCAAUUUCAAUGUCAGGCGGAAAUCGUGUACAACAACAACAAACAAUUAUUUGGUGAUGUCCAAUUCAGUCUGAAGCCUUUGACUGGAACUUUUUCUUUCAUAACUCCCUUUGCUAAAUAUGAGACAUUGACUGUGAAAAUAUCCCACAACGCAAAGCAAAAGAAUUAUCAAAGUUUCCUUGAUGUAACUCUUCCAAGGGAACGGAAGCUGACGAUAUCAGCAAAUUUGGAUCUUUCCGUAAAAUCAACAGGAUCGGCAAGUGUUACAAUUAUUACACCAUUUAAGAAAUAUGACAAGAUCGAAGUCGGUAUUUCUACCACUGGCUCCCUAAAAAAGUUCGAAUGCCGAUCGCUUCUUGGGAUCGGGAAAAGACAAAUAAUUGGUUUUGCACGAUUUGAUCUGGUGGAGACCAUUGGCGGUGAGAUAGCAUUAAUGACUCCGUUUGUUGGCUACAGAAGGCUUACUCUUGUGUUUCAAUACGUCGGUGCGAGUAUAAAUUUUAAACUUCGUACAGGAAUUAUGGUUGUUGACAGUGCAUAUGAAAUUGAAUUGACAUACAGCGCGCUCAGUGAUUAUGAGGCACUUCUGGUUCUUCGUCUUCCGAACAUAGACGAUAUACGACUAUCUUCUCUGAUUUCCAAAAAAAGACGAAAACUAGUUGCUCAAGCAGAUUUAACGCAAGGAAGAACAAAUUUGGCGAAAGCAAAGUUCAAAUGCACUCUGUCCCCGCUUAAAAGGGGUUCCGGCAUUUUCAGAUCAAGGUGGACGAAGACUGCAAAGCUGUUUUUGUCGCAUGAUGGGUCAAUGCAGGAUUUUCACACAGCUAUUCGGGUAGAUUAUGACAAAACUAGUAUUGUUCUGAACACAAAGCUUGACACUUCUGAAGAUAUUGCAGGUAGUCUUCACUUUAGAAGUCCCUUUUCGUCACUUGAGCAAAUCGAUGCGUCAAUUUUUCACUCUGACCGCCAAUCCAGUUACCGAUAUCACGUUGAAAAUCGUUCAAAUUCUACAAAGGUGGCAGACAUAUAUAUGGCAGUUGAUUCAUUUAACAGAAAGGACAUUAUUCUUGGCAUUAUGAUCCCGUUCUAUGAAAUGAAUCACUCCAUUAAAGUGAAUUACACAAACGAAAAGGGUCGCCUACAGGGACGCCUCUAUUUAUCAAGAAAUCAAGACGUUAUUGAAGGCAAUAUGACAAUGAAUGUCUCCAAUGGAGUUGUAGGUCAAAUUUAUGUUCAAAGUCCCUGGUACAAUGACGUCACUGGUGCAUUUAAAUAUUCUGGAUAUGUAUCGGAAUUUCAAUUACAAGCAAAUCUGAAUUACAAUAGGAUACCUCAAUUUCAAACAAAUGUAACAUUUUCUAUUGACCCUCGAACAAUGCUGCUUCUAUCUAUAGAGACGCCAUUUGCCCAGGUUCGACACCUUGAAUGUAAAUGCAAUAUAGAUCAGCAUACCACACUUGGCUGGUUUUCAUCAGAGGUGGAUCUUUCUUUAAACAAGCAUCGACUAGCUGGAGAUAUUGACUUCAACGUCCGAAAUGGAAUCGUAGCAACAGGAUCGCUAACAACAUCAUUUACAGAAGACUUGCUCUUAUCCUUUUAUCACAAUGGCACGAUGAUGCAUACACAAUCACGGAUUAAGUUUCGUCACGGAGAGAUGCAGUAUAUAUCGGCUAAUAUAAGCUAUGACCUACCAUCUGCUAUUGAUAUUAAUGUCUCGCUUCACACUGCACAUGAACGGCUUAAUAAUUUGCAAAUUCAAAUCAGUCACUCUCACGGAAUACAUGGACAUCAUUCAAGUGCUUUAGUUGUCUACAAUACAAACAUGAAAGGUCAAGUUCAUUUCCAACUCGCAAACGAGGAAGAACGAAGUGUAUCAAUCAGUUUUGAAUCGCCACUCACGUCAACAGUGAAUACUUCAUUCCAGACACGUGGGGGAGAAUAUGUUGUAGACGUAUAUUGUAACAACGAAGAAUUAUUGUUUGGUAAACUUUCAGUCAGCGAUUACCCGUAUACAGAAGGAUUGUUGCUUUUGCGAACUGUUUUUGGAAGCUAUGGAAAUGUAAAUAUGUCACUGAUGAGAUACAAUCACAUACACAACAUAGAUAUUUCGACGAGAAGAAAAUCAUCGAACUUUUUAUUUAUGUUUUCGAACAACCGAACGACAAACGGGCUUUUGCGAAUUCGGACGCCAAUUAGCGACUUCGGAAAUACCAAUAGCGAACUCGAAAAUACCACUAUUGCAUUAUCGUACAAAUAUGACAGAGAUACCUUUGUCGCAAAUACUGAAGUGUUUAACAGAAAUGAGGAGAUGUCAUGUGACCUUGAAAUUGAUUUGCGCAACAAAACGCACAUCUAUUUCCAUAUCCGAGCACCUUUGCAGACCAGAAGACAUAUCAGCGGAACGUUAGAAUAUACAAAUACACACGAAAAAUUUUCCAACCAAAUAGCUUUAAGAAUGUCUCCAGUAUAUGUGCUUGAAUCAAACAUUGAAUAUGUCUCUUUAAACAAAUUCAAUACGAGUAUAGUUGUGCAGUCACCAUUUGCUGGCUAUGAGCAUAUGUCUCUUGGUUUUGGACAUGUCUUGCAUCAAGAUAACUUCAUAACUCACGCGGAGAUAUCUAGUCAGCAAGGAGAGAUAAGUGAAUUAGAAAUUAUUGGCUCUAUCAGAAACGAUAUAAGUGGGCAGGUUAGCAUUGCGACCCCCUUAUAUGGGUAUAAGAAAUUUUUUGUUACAUUCAGAAAGGACUUUCAAACCAAUUUGAUUGUAAUUGAUGCAGCAUUGGAACACAACAGACAGGAAUUUAUUGCCAACAUUUCCCUUUCACUUGCAACUACAAAUAUCACGAUACAAACACCGUUUAUUGGAUAUGAGUUGCUCUGCGUUGCCGUCAGUCACAAUAUCCAACCCGACCGUAUUGCGCUACUUCUUGCAGUAUGUACUGAAAUAGAUAUUUCGUAUGGUGUAACGUUAGAUAUUGGACUCCCAAACGGAGUUGUUUAUAUUCAAACACCCAUACCCGGUUAUGAGGAGUUAUCAGCUGCUUACGAAAAUGACAUCCACACCGAUACUGUUUCAAGUCACAUUGAGAUUCUAUAUGCUAGAGGUAAGAACGUCGAACUUUUGCUCAAUUGUUCUUUAGAAGAAGGUAGUUUGUUGGUACAGACACCUAUUGUUGGAUACGAAAAUAUGUCGGUGUCUUUUCGUAACAUCCAUACCAACGAUUUGUUUGUGAAUCAAGUAGAGACCAUCCUCUACAAUGGUCAACCAAGGGGAUAUAGAAUCGGUAUUGACCGUACCUCUUUAGAUGGAUAUGAAAUGAACAUCUUCACGGAAGUGAUAUUGCCACCUUUUGAGACUUUGAGAGGAUCUUUAGGAUUACAUUGGACCAGAAGUUUUGUAUUAUUUGGAAACAUUACAGCUUCUUUCAACGGCAAUUUACACGAGUUAAAUAUGACUGUUAAGCACGAAAAUCCAUUUGAUACUGCAUUACAAGAUGACCAGUCAGGUAGUCCAGUUUCGAUAGGAAAAUCAACAUCAACUAUAAGCCUUGGCCUUAAAGCAAAGAUAAACGACAAAACACAGCUAGAUGUAAAUUUAAACAAAGGUGACGAAUGUCUUCUGUCGUUAACAAUGCAAAAGCCGUAUUCAGUUCAAUUUUACGCAUGCGCACGUACACCGUCAAACAGAUACGAAGGUAACAUUUCAGACAGUCGUUCGGAAAACUCUUUGAAUGCUUACAAUAAAAUGACUGACUCCAUGUCAAUCAUACUCACUGUUGAAAGGAUCACCUUAUUUCGAAUGCAGCAUCACAGAAUUGAGAAGUACCAUUUACAAUCAGAAGCGCUUCAUGAACAUUUGUUUGUUCAAGUUGGAUCACGCGCGAUGCAAGUUAAUCAUACGUAUCAUAGGGACAAUUUCACGAUAUGGAACAAAAGCUUGGAGAUGUUUUCUGGCGAGGAGGUGAUGCUUAAGAUUCUGGGGACUGUUUCAUCGCAACAGGGAGCAACAGCGAUGAAAUGCACAUUGACAUUUCCAAGCAAUGGAUCGGCUCAUGAAAUGUAUCUAACUGUAAAGUUCAACAGUAAUAAUAUCCUCUUCGACGGAGAAAUCGGGCUGGGGAACUCUGAAGAUGUGAGCAGACAUGCGGUAAUAUAUUCACGUAUAAAGGAUGAGUCUACCAACGUGUCACAAAACUUCAGUUUCGCCGUUGGCAUCAAACACCUCUUGACGACUGUACACGUGCAGAUGUUGUCUCGCGUUGGAUAUAUAAACAAUGUUUACAUUACCAACACUGAACUAUUAUACCUGAACGCCGAUAUCGAGACCAAAAGUAUUACUUUGAAAGGAACUAUAAAUAGCGCAAUGACAGAAGCGACUUUUGAGUUUGUGUCACCAAUGAAAUCGAUACAGUUUUCCGGACAAGUCCAUGUAGAUAUUCCGUACGGGAUAACAUUACGGAACGUUGUGGAUGGGACACCAACUGUUUUGGAAUUCCAUAUUGAUCCAAUCCAGCCAAACAUUGACGGCAGAAUCGAAACACCACCUAAAGUUACUUUUCUCGAAGUGUUCUUCAUCAACGACAGUUCUUUGAGGGCUUCAAUUUUCAGCGAGAAUUUCACAGAAAGAGUAAACGAUAUAUCAGUCACAAUGAGUCUACAUUCCUCCAGAAUGAUUGAAACCAACAUCAGCUGGAGACCAUCUAUUUUUCAGGAUCUAACGUGCGACGGAUUAAACCCACGUCAAUAUUUUGAAAUAUCCACGCCUUUGAGAGUUACGGGAAAUUUAAUCAGUGAAGAAUUUAAUAGAAAAUAUAAUAACAUUAGAUUUCAUUUAUUUGAAGAACUUGCUCCGAUUUUAAAGUUGUCAGCUGAUAAAAUGCUUGAAAUGCAGGAAAGCAUUAGAAUUCUCAAAAAAGCGAUAGACCGGAACCUAUCGAAACAUACCAAUGUUAAACUGACAGUCCUAGACAUUCUGCUGGAUUAUAUAUCGCACCAUUACACCACAACAAUGACCAGAGCAGACGAUCUUUCGAACUGGAUGGAGACGUCUGCUUCUUUACAUGUUCCGUACCCAUAUAAGGAUGUUGUUGACAGAUACAUUCGGUCAGGAAUGUGCAAUACUUGAGGCUAUCGAACAGGAAGUUGGUUAUAGACUAACUACUCAGAUUCACCUAUUAAUCAAGAGACUUGGAGAAGACUAUAUCUCGGUUCUGGAGCAACUCGAUUACGCCAG